Pistacia vera is the source of this 1659-nucleotide messenger RNA. RefSeq lists its product as uncharacterized. The coding region runs from base 194 to 1504 and encodes 436 amino acids. Gene Ontology annotation, biological process: protein transport. The transcript is spliced from 5 exons. The record is from RefSeq and is a predicted model, not a curated record. Lineage: Eukaryota; Viridiplantae; Streptophyta; Magnoliopsida; Sapindales; Anacardiaceae.
AACACGUAUUAUUACUACUAAAAUUGGAAUUGGUAAUACCAACUACAUUCUCCCUCGUCAUCUCAAAAAGAAGCAAACAAGCCUCUGCUUGUUUGUUCUCUUUUGCCUACUGUACUAAUCACUAAUCACUUUCUCUGCCACGCUCUGAUUCAAAUCUUAUUCUUAACACAGCUGAUUAAAGAGAAGAGUUGGGAUGGGAAAGAAACUUGAUGCUCUGUUUGGAAGAAACUUCAAGUCCUACAAGUUCAAGCCACAAGUCAAUCUUGCCAUUUCUCGCCUUGCCGUCCUCAAGAACCAGCGCCAAGUCAAGUGCAACCAGGCCCGCUCCGAUGUCGUUCAACUCCUCCAACAAGGCCACCAAGAACGUGCUCUCCUUCGAGUUGAGCAUGUGAUCAAAGAGCGAAACAUGUUGGAUGCUUUCAUUAUGAUGGAAAGCUACUGCAAUCUACUUAUAGAAAGGGUUCACCUCAUUGAACAAGACAAAGAGUGUCCCAUUGAAUUGAGGGAGCCAAUAUCGACCUUGCUGUUUGCAGCUUCGAGAUGUGGAGAGUUCCCAGAGCUUCAAGAAAUUCGCGCGUUGUUCACGUCUCGCUAUGGCAAGGAAUUUGUGAAUCGUGCUAUUGAAUUGCGCAACAAUUGUGCAGUGAACGCCAGGAUGAUACAAAAGCUGUCAACCCGUCAGCCAGAGCUGGAGAACAGAAUGAAAGUGCUCAAGGAGAUUGCCACCGAGAAUGGCAUUGUUCUGCAACUUGAAGAUACCUCUUCUAUUUCCAGUGAGGAAAUCUUGGAUGUAAGCAAGAAGCAAAACCAGACUGAGCCGAAAACAUCAACUAAUUUAUCUCCCACUAGGCCAGGCGAUCAUUCACAAAAUUCUCCUAAUAAUCUCCGAGAAGAUGAUGAGUUCUCUGAUUCAAUGAAGGCAGGGAAGAAGUACAAGGAUGUUGCCGAUGCGGCUCAGGCAGCUUUUGAGUCAGCUGCUCAUGCAGCGGCGGCUGCAAGAGCAGCUGUGGAACUCUCAAGAUCUGAAUUCCAUGAUCCAGAUGAUCACAGUGGUCCCAGUACUUGGCAAAGAAGAGAAACUGGAAGAGAUGAUCCUGUAAAACUUGAAUCUGAAUCUAAAAUUGAGGAAAUUCUUGGUGAAAGCAAAGCUGCAGAAUCAAAACACAGCGAGAAUGGAGCAGAACUUGAGAGUUCAAUUUCUAGUUCAAGUUCAGAUUUAACAGAAGAAAAAUUAAAGGUGACUACAAUGUCCACUGAAGUGGACCCUGAGACUCUGAAGUUACUAGAGAAGGAUAUAGAUUUUGACAACAGUGACAGCGAGGGCUCGGUUAUUUCUCAUAGGCAGAUCCGUUCAAGCUCUCAAGCUAGUCUGAAAGUGGAGAGUGGACAAUCCAGUGCACAUGCAGCUGAAGAAUCUGUGUUGCAAACUAAACAGCAUUUAGACAUGGCGACUCGCCCAAUGUCAGUUAGGACCAGAUUCACCAGACAAGUGCGCGGGUACUAAAAUGUGUGUAAGUCUUGAGACUUGUGUAGUCAUGGCCUAGGCUGAUAAGCUAAACUGCCUUUUCUUUUUCAUUUUUCUCCCAUUAAAUUUUGAAAAAGUUGAACUGUGUAAUUGAUUUGGAAUGUAAGUGAGUGCUGAAAUUUUUUGUGUGUUAA